AAGCAGAUAGUUAAAAUUAAAAAUGUUCUAAUAAAGAUCAUUGUGAUAAAAUGCUUCGGCGAGGUCUACAGGCGAUUUCGAAAUCACUACGAUUGGAACCGGAUAAAAUAUACAAAGGAAGAGACUUUAUAGGGAAUAUUUAUUACGAGACACCGCCACAAAAAUAUUAUUUUGGACUCAAAGAAGUAUUUAAAACACGACGAUCAGUCGAUACUCCGGUGAAAGACCCACAUCAACGAGAUAUAAUUGAAUCGGGCCGAGAUAUUCCUACAGAAUGGUUAUCUUGGCUUCAAGGGAGAAGGAAACUUCCUCCGACAGAGCUGGAAGUUGAAAACAAUUUACUUAGAAUGCGAAAAAUGAAAGAAAGAGUGAAAUUUUUAGAUGAACAGCAAAAAAAAGAAAGGGAUAUACCAAAAACUGAAGUUCCUAAACCUAAGAAAAAGGACCCAGAUCAAGCUGAAGUAGAAGCCUGGGAUCCCAAAUGAUAUUAAUUCACCUUAACUUCUUAGUGGGAGCAGAGCACAUGAAUAUGCUUGAACAAAUUCCUCAGAAAAUAAAAUGGAAGUAAAUAUCCCUUGUUGCCUCA
This is a messenger RNA of Styela clava, 586 nucleotides long. Lineage: Eukaryota; Metazoa; Chordata; Ascidiacea; Stolidobranchia; Styelidae. The record is from RefSeq and is a predicted model, not a curated record.